AUGAUGUUUAUCCGGUUGCAUAAGCCAACCAUUGUGUGCCUUUUAGAACCUAAGGUUUCCGAGGAUCAAGCAAAUAGGAUUUGUUCAAGUUUCGGAUUUGAGGAAUGGAUUAGAGUAGAGGCGGUGGGUUUCUCAGGUGGGAUUUGGAUCCUGUGGAGAAAUACCAUAGUAAUCGAGGCAGUUGAGACCCAUCCACAGUUCAUUACUAUAAGGGUGGUGGAUAAUGUGGCAAGGGCCUUGCUCGUAACAGGUGAUUUCAAUUCAGUUUUAUCACAAGAGGAGGUCAGUAACCCGGAAACAUUUUCCUUAGCUAGAUGUGUGGACUUCAACCAAUGGAUUUGUCGGGAAGGUCUAUUGGAUUUGGGAUAUUCGGGAGCUAAAUACACUUGGACUAGAGGGUUAGGAACUUCAACGUUUAAGGGUGCACGACUAGAUAGGGCCCUAGGAAAUGUGGAACGGAAACUAAGGUAUUCUGAAGCGGAGGUCGAGCAUCUGCCAAGGAUAAAUUCAGACCAUACACCUCUGCUGAUAAAUACCAGGUCACUACCCUCUGGACGUAUGAACAGACAGUUUAGGUACAAUAUGGCGUGGGCUACUCACCUGACGUUCCAACAGGUAGUCCGGCAUAGUUGGGAUAACAAUAAAAAUGUAGAGAUCAAUAAGGAAAAGAUGGCAGUCGCUCUUGCUACCUGGAAUGUAUCAACCUUUGGAAACGUGUUCCAUAGGAAGAAAAAGCUGCUGGCAAGAAUUAAUGUGGUACAGAGGCGAAUGGUUAAUCAGUUAAGGCCUGAUCUGACCAAACUAGACAAAAAGUUAAAGCAGGAAUUGGAGGAAGUACUGUUUCAAGAAGAACUUAUAUGGUUUUAG
Molecule: messenger RNA, 867 nt
Organism: Ipomoea triloba (trilobed morning glory)
Lineage: Eukaryota; Viridiplantae; Streptophyta; Magnoliopsida; Solanales; Convolvulaceae
Exons: 2
Coding region: 1-867 (288 amino acids)
Molecular function (GO): catalytic activity
Source: RefSeq, a predicted model, not a curated record